Molecule: messenger RNA, 2166 nt
Organism: Aspergillus mulundensis
Lineage: Eukaryota; Fungi; Ascomycota; Eurotiomycetes; Eurotiales; Aspergillaceae
Gene: dppV
Product: dipeptidyl peptidase DppV
Exons: 6
Coding region: 1-2166 (721 amino acids)
Biological process (GO): proteolysis
Molecular function (GO): serine-type endopeptidase activity
Source: RefSeq, a predicted model, not a curated record
AUGGGUGCCUUCCGCUGGCUCUCGCUCGCUGCGGCCGCGUCCUCUGCGCUGGCAUUGACCCCCGAGCAGUUGAUCAGUGCUCCCCGCAGAUCAGAGGCCAUCCCCAACCCCUCUGGCAGCGUCGCCGUCUUUUCCAGCUCCCAGUACUCCUUUGACACCCACGAGUCCAGCUCCUGGUGGAGUCUGCUUGACCUUCGCUCGGGGAACAUCACUGUCCUCACCGACGACAGCAAUGUCUCUGAGAUUGUCUGGCUGAGCGACUCGACGCUGCUGUACAUCAAUGGCACCAACGCCCAGAUCCCUGGCGGUUCCGAGCUCUGGGUUUCCGGUCUCUCCGGCUUUCCUUCGGGUUACAAGGCCGCCUCCCUCCCUGCCUCCUUCUCUGGUCUCAAGGCUGUGACCACCGAAUCCGGCGACAUCAACUUCGUCGCCUACGCCCAGUCUUACCGCAACGGCACCGCAUACAACGCCGAACUCGCCGCCACCUACCUCAGCAGUGCCCGCAUCUACGACAGCAUCUACGUCCGUCACUGGGACACCUAUCUCACCACCACCUUCAACGCCGUGUUCUCCGGUACCCUCAAGAAGACCCAGCACUCGCGAUACCUGGCCGCCGGCGGCCUGAAGAACCUCGUCGCCCCCGUCCCCAACGCCGAGUCCCCCUACCCUCCCUUCGGCGGCUCGUCUGACUAUGACAUCUCCGCCGAUGGCAAGUGGGUUGCGUACAAGAGCAAGGCUCCCGAUGUUCCCCAGGCCAACCACACCACCGCCUACAUCUAUCUUGUCCCCCAUAAUGGCUCCGAGACCGCUGUCCCUAUCAACGGCCCUGGCUCCGCACCCGAGGGCAUCGAGGGUGACUCGAACAGCCCUGUCUUCUCCCCCAACAGCAAGAUCCUUGCUUACUUCCAGAUGGAGGAAAAGACCUACGAGUCCGACCGCCGCGUCCUCUACAUCUACGACCUCGAGUCGCAAGAGAUCGGCGCCCUCGCGACCGAGUGGGACCGCUCGCCUGACUCCCUCAAGUGGAUCGAUGACAAGACCAUCAUCGUUGGCUCCGAGGACGAAGGCAGCGGUAACCUGUUCCUGAUCCCCGUCCAAGAAGCGACGGGCGACUUCACCCCCUCCAAGCUCACCGACGGCAAGUACGCCUCGGCCUUCUACCAGGUCUCCAACAACACCCUCCUCGUUACCGGCUCGACCCUCUACUCCAGCUGGUACGUCGACCUCGUCAGCCUGAACCCCGAGCGCGGCACCCUCAAGACCCUCGUCUCCGCCCACGAAAUCGACCCCGAGCUCAGCGGAAACGGUCCGGAGGACAUUGGCGAGAUCUGGUUCGAGGGCAACUGGACUGAUAUCCACGCCUGGGUCAUCUACCCCGAAGGCUUCGACGAGAACAAGACCUACCCCCUGGCCUACCUCAUCCACGGCGGUCCCCAGGGCGCCUGGUACAACUCCUGGAGCUCCCGCUGGAACCCCAAGGUCUUCGCUGACCAAGGCUACGUCGUCGUCGCCCCCAACCCUACCGGAAGCACCGGCUACGGCGACGAGCUGACCGACGCCAUCCAGAACAACUGGGGCAGCUACCCCUACGAAGACCUAGUCAAAGGCUGGCAAUACAUCCGCGACAACCUGCCCUACGUCGACACAGCCAACGGCGUCGCCGCAGGCGCCAGCUACGGCGGGUUCAUGGUAAACUGGAUCCAAGGCAGCGACUUGGGCCGCGAAUUCAAAGCGCUCGUCACACACGACGGCACCUUCGUCGCCGACGCCAAGAUCUCAACGGAAGAGCUCUGGUUCAUGGAGCGCGAGUUCAACGGGACAUUCUGGGAAGCGCGCGAAAACUACCGCCGCUGGGACCCCAGCGCGCCCGAGCGCAUCCUGCGCUUCGACACGCCGCACCUCGUCAUCCACAACGACCUCGACUAUCGUCUUCCUGUCGCCGAGGGUCUGAGUCUGUUCAAUGUGCUCCAGGAGCGCGGGGUGCCGAGCCGCUUCCUUAACUUCCCCGAUGAGAACCAUUGGGUGACGAACCAUGAGAACAGCCUUGUUUGGCAUCAGCAGGUGCUGGGGUGGUUGAAUAAGUACUCGGGUGUUGCGGAGAAUGAGGGUGCGAUUACGCUGGAGGAUACGGUUGUUCCGGUUGUUGAUAUUAACCCCCCUGCUUAG